This is a messenger RNA of Limulus polyphemus (Atlantic horseshoe crab), 1957 nucleotides long. Its product is annotated as E3 ubiquitin-protein ligase RNF170-like. The record is from RefSeq and is a predicted model, not a curated record. NCBI's taxonomy places the organism in Eukaryota, Metazoa, Arthropoda, Merostomata, Xiphosura, Limulidae. The transcript is spliced from 3 exons. The annotation marks the transcript as partial. Gene Ontology annotation, molecular function: ubiquitin protein ligase activity.
CUCAGUGUGUACUUCUAUGUUGGAAACAUGGGAACUGGAGAAAUGGAAUAAGUUGCCCCGUUUGCAGACAACAGGUGUCAGUACUACUUUGCUGUUUUCCUGAUCAACACAAAAGAAAUGAAUCCAAAGAAGAGAUAAAACAAAUUCUUACUGAGAUUAAUAACUACAAUAGAAGAUUUUCUGGAGCUCCUAGACCAUGGUCAGAAUACGUUUCGGACUUGCCAGUACUUCUACGUCACAUGCUGUCGGAAUUCUUUUCUGUUGGAAGUUUCAUGUACAUGUUUCGUCUACGGGUUGUCCUUUGCUUUAUGGCUGCCAUCAUGUAUCUUGUUUCACCUUUAGAUAUGAUUCCCGAGGCUUUAUUCGGAAUAUUCGGGCUGAUAGAUGACCUGUUUAUAGUAUUCCUGCUCUCUGUGUACAUCACCAUCAUAUACCGUCGAUUUCUGGCCACUCGUUGGGAGGAUGAAAUAAGUGAUUGACAAACACUUAACUUUAUUAUUCAGCAUUAUAAAUUUGUGUUUGUGUGUGAGGCUACAAUACACAGACAAAACAAAAUAUGGUUAACUAAAGCUCAGCUCCCUUUGAAAUUUUCAGUGAUUAUCUGCAAACUGACGAAAGUGUAAUAUUUCGUCCAAAUGUUUAAGCAAUAUUGGCAGACAAUAAGCAAGAACACUUGAAUGGCACGUCAUGUCUAGGAAGAAGAAAAUGCUUAUACAGUUUGAAAGUUAAGUUUAAAUUAAGUAUGUUAUCUAAUUUGAAAAUGUUAGAUAAAAAAAAAGUUUCUGAUGAUAGCCUACAAUAAUAAUAUGCUGACCCAUUAUUUGCUAAUAUACCAAAAUGAUAGUCAUGCUAAAUCAUUGGGAGCCCCAAGAAUAUUUUCUAUGAAACAUAAUGUAAUGUUUACAGUAUGUCAGAUUUCAUUGUUCUACAGUUUAAAAUCUGUAUUUGAUUUGGCUUUAAUAUCUUUAGUUUGGCCAUGAAAAUAUUUUUUAUAAUUAGACAGUAAAUUUGUAUUGGAUAUAUAUACAGACAAGAGGCUCUCAGAUUCAAUAGUUACUGUAAAGAAAAUCCAGUGUCGGAGCAAUUUGCAUGACUAACACAUUCCACUAUUAUUUUUAUAGUCUUGCUUUUUUAAAUCCGAUUAGCUCUACCUCUUUCAUAAAUAUACUUAUAUGUUUUUUCAAAGGUGAUACUGUAAGAGGAGAAAUUAAAUUAUUUCUACUGAGCUUUAGAAAAGAAAAAAACAAUCUAAUUUUUAAUAUUAACGAUAAUAAAUUCUCAUGUUUAUAAUUGAAACAUACUUCUGAUUUUAACUAAACCCAAAAGUAGGCCUAGCUUCACUCCCAAAAUCAAAUUUGUUUACAUUGAAACAGCUAUAUUUAUUUUUACUAUAAACAUAUGUAAUUUUUUGUUGUCGUUAAGUACUUUAAGUAGUGGUAUUAUUAUGGUUUUUAAUAUUAAUGAUAAUAAAUUCUCAUGUACCACAGUUUAUAAUUGAAACAUACUUCUGAUUUUAACUAAACCCGAAAGUAGGCCUAGCUUCACUCCCAAAAUCAAAUUUGUUUACAUUGAAACAGCUAUAUUUAUUUUUACUCUAAACAUAUGUAAUUUUUUGUUGUCGUUAAGUACUUUAAGUAGUGGUAUUAUUAUGGUUUUUAAUAAAUAAUUUCAUAAGCACUGGAAAAAAUGGCAUAUAUGUGUUUUAUAAUAAAUUUUCCAUAUACGAUGGGGGGGUGUGUGUAAGAGUUAUGGAAAUGUUUAUGUUUAUUUACUUAAUGAGAUAUAGUCUAUGCAUCCUGUUUAUGAAAUGUGAGAUAUUCUAAAUGGUGGCUACAAUACAGCAGUGGGCAGAGAACAGAUAGCCCAUUUUGUAGCUUUGCAAUAAACAACAAAACAGAUUCUUGCUUCAAAUUGUGUGGUGUACUAUAAAUUUUAUUAAUAAACUAAAAGUAGCACA